AUGAGUGAAGACCAAAUAAAAUUCUUAGAGAAACGUUCUAUGACCGUUGAACUCUCUGAAGAUAUUACGAAAGCCUUCCUUUUAGAGACCCAAGAAAAAAAAAACAUAGAAAAUAUUGAAGAUGAGAGAUAUACUCACGUAUUAACCCACUCUAAAUCUCGUUUUGCCCCACCUAUUAGUCCAAACGAAAUAAUUACAUUGAAAUUCCAUCAUUCUGGGAAUUAUUUUGCCUAUAGUAGAGUUGAUGGGUCUUUGAAUAUUUGGAACUUUCCUUCUGGAAGUGGUAGACUCUCUCGAGAGAUUCAAUAUACAUAUGUUCGCGACUGUGUUAAUUCUGAAAGAGUAGCGACUGAUUUAAGUUGGAAUCCUCAAGAAACCAACCAAUUGGCUGCUGCUUCCAAUUCUAAUGAAAUAUUAAUUUGGAAUCAUGACGCUUCUAAAAAAACGAUUGUUAAACUAAAAACAUUAUUUAUAAAAAGUUUUAAAACUAAAAUUAACCAAUGUUUAUAUGACCCUACUGGUAAAUGGCUUUUAGGUACAACCAAACAAGAACUGCUAUACUUAUUUAAUGUCAGAAAUGAAUAUUCACUAGAUCUUACAUAUAAUUUAUGGGAAAAGUUAGGAUUUCAAAGUUCAAUAACAUCUAUUUCAUGGAAUAACUCUGGGUCUCAUAUAUUUCUGGGACUGAAAGAUGGUAAAAUUAUCAUCUUACAAAUUAAACAAAAUAAUGACGUCCUAGACUUUGACUUGGUCUUCGAAAUUGAUGCUCAUAGAAGUUCUAUCAAUAAUUUGAAAAUGGACCCUUGCGGUAGGUUUGUUGUUGCAGGUAGUGCUGACGGUACAUGUUCGGUUUGGGAUACAAUUAAUCUUUCUUGUAUUCAUGUUAUCACAGAUUUGAAUGCAGCAGUGGUUUCAUUAGAUGUUAAUAAUCUAGGGAAAGUUUUGGCCAUUUGCACAGGCGAUGAUAACAUAUUCUUUUAUGAUACAAAUACUUUUAAAAUGAUAGAACAAAGAACUGUUGAGUUUUUACGUUCAGAUGCAAUUGUUAAAUUUCAUCCAAAUAGAUCAUGGUAUGUUCUGUCUAGUAAAGGGGAUACUUUACAAAAUUAUAUAGCAAGUUCCGAUGAUGAAUUAAAAUAUUGGAAAGCAAAAUAUGAGAAUAAUCUGCAUGUAGUUCGUAAUGGUAAAUCUACUUCGAACACAACGAAGAGUACUCCACCAAGUCGUGGACCUACCAAUAGAAAAGUUAUAAAAAGUAGAGAUAGACAUACCAACACUAGAAGGCAUGGCGAAAUACCUAGAGGUACAAGAUACAGCAAUGACUAA
Maudiozyma barnettii is the source of this 1326-nucleotide messenger RNA. It is a transcript of the gene TEX1, whose product is annotated as Tex1p. The transcript has a single exon. Gene Ontology annotation, biological process: mRNA export from nucleus. Gene Ontology annotation, molecular function: protein binding. Lineage: Eukaryota; Fungi; Ascomycota; Saccharomycetes; Saccharomycetales; Saccharomycetaceae. Bases 1 to 1326 code for a protein of 441 amino acids. The record is from RefSeq and is a predicted model, not a curated record. Gene Ontology annotation, cellular component: THO complex part of transcription export complex.